Messenger RNA from Vitrella brassicaformis, 1344 nucleotides. Lineage: Eukaryota; Vitrellaceae. The record is from the annotation of a GenBank genome assembly.
UUACGAGUCAGCGCCGCCUCCCAUGGAUGCUUCUCCGCCUGCCCCCUUCGGCUCUUCAACGUUGAGAAUAUUCAUGAAUCUGCAGUCAACAAGACAGAGACAGCAGAUGUUUGGUUGCACGGCUGUGCGACAGUGCGCCAUUACGGCAAUAAAUUGUCAUUGCCUCCCGCCUUGCGUAUCUGCAGAUACGCCCGCCUCGCCGCGUCUUUGAACUUGGGAUCGCCCGUCAGGUCCGACAGAGCAAAGAACUCUAGCUGAAAAGUGCCGACCUCCGCAAGGUUGACAAUGCAAUCCUUUGAGCAUGAGCUGGUGCUCAAGUUGAUCUGCCGACAAGGGAAACCGGAUGCCGCGUCGAUUCCACGGUACAGCCGCUCUCCGAUGUCGAUGGCCUUGGCCAGAAGGCCCGGCCUUCCUGACAACGAUGCAGCUGCACACACACACACACACACACACACACAAAAGAGAGACAGAGAGUGAGAUCUUUAUGUAUGCAUCAUCCACACCCAAAAGUCCCCUCACAUGAUAAUAAGCCACCCAGAAUACGGAUCGUAAUCUCACUGAGCGGACAAGAGCAAGACAGCAAACUUGCAACGCGCACUGACUCGCACACUCAUCCUCUUACAAGAAGGAGAAGGUCAUUGCUUUGUCGAAGUCCAAGUUUUUCUCUAUGUAACGUGCGGCCUCGCUAAAUUCGUCGAGCUCGGACAUCAGAUAAAGAGUGUCGAGUGACUCUACCAUCAUCAGCAUCAUGUUCAUAUAGUUGUUAGGCGUUCCUGAAAGUGGCUCGAGCUCGUCAAAGCCCAGCGCCAGCUCCUUGUAGUGUGACCAAGUCCAAAGGAACUCGUCGAUGAUUUCUUGUCGAAUCGCUGUGGCGUUGACGGCAGGCAAAGUGAUAGAUAAUGGGAGAGACCGCAUCGGCAUCUCGAGAGGCCGCAUGGCUUCACUUUCCCGCUCGCUCUGCCGCGCCUGUCGCCACCUUGUGCUAUUCACUUCGGCCUCCAUCUCACAGCUGUGGCGCCGCUGUUCCUGACUCAUGACUCCAGGCCCGUCAGGGACAGAUUGAAGGAAGGCGGCGGUGAGAUUCUCCAAACGUGCGACCUGCUGGCAUGACAUCUGGUCGACGGUCACCACCCACAGGAAGAGAAGGAAGCUCAGCAUCCUCUUGAUGACAGCGGCCUCCUCUUAAUGCCAGCGGCCUUCCGAAUGACGCGUUUGCGGAUUGUUUGUUGGCCUUCACUACGCCCCAGAUUUACACGCGUACGGUCCCGUGCUUCUGUUCUACCCAGCGCCUGGCCUUGCUGGUCAGAUGAGCAUGGAAGCGUCCUCCAUAUGCACUUGCGGGGA